Molecule: messenger RNA, 657 nt
Organism: Funneliformis geosporum
Lineage: Eukaryota; Fungi; Glomeromycota; Glomeromycetes; Glomerales; Glomeraceae
Source: the annotation of a GenBank genome assembly
AUGGUUAAAUACACAGUAAUUGCUCGCGUUUCCGAUGGACUUCCCCUGGCAGCCUCGGUUGAAGAUGAUCAGAAUGGAGAAGCAGAGCUCGCAGACUACAAGAAUAAAGCUAAACUUCUCUUCAAGAAAAUGAAUGAGAAUUCUGAAGAGAGGUGUUCCAUCGAGUCAGGAAAUUAUUAUUUUCACUAUUUGAUCCAGCAAGGAGUAUGUUAUAUGACAAUUUGUGAACGGUCAUAUCCACGACAAUUUGCAUUUAGUUAUUUGGAAGAACUUGCGAAGGAAUUCUCAAUGAGUUAUGGGAAUGAGGUGGAAAAGAGGAAUUUAAGACCUUAUGCUUUUGUAAAAUUUGAUACUUUUAUGCAAAAGACUAAGAGAGUAUAUCAGAAUACACGAACACAACACAAUUUAGAUCGAUUAAAUACAGAAUUAAAUGAAGUGGCUAAUAUUAUGACAAAAAAUUUAGAGAAUGUCUUGUGGCGUGGAGAAGGAUUAGAAAAAAUGAGUUCGCUUUCAGAUCAACUUCGAUAUGAAUCUCAAAAAUAUAAGAAAUCUGCACGUGAUCUUAAUUUACAAUUACUUUUACGUAAAUAUGGACCAUUAGUAUUUAUUUUCAUUAUAAUUUUAUUGGUAUUAUAUUGGCGAUUUUGGUGGUAUUAA